AUGGUGGGCAUUGCUUCAUUAAAUUUUUCGAAGGUAAAGAGUGAAGGGAGAAUACAUGAACAUCAGCAGAAGGAAAGAUGGUCCAGACCUCCACCGGAAAUCUUGAAAAUCAACACUGAUGGUGCCUUCCUGAAGGAAUCAAAUUCUGGAGGUUGGGGCUUUGUUAUCAGGAACAAUUUUGGUACGGUAAUAGCAGCUGGAGCAGGGAAUUUGGAGCAAGUCUCGGAUGCCCUUCAUUGGGAGGCGUUGGCAAUGUUGCAUGCUGUUAACACAGCCAUCCAGAUGGGUUGCCACCGAGUGAUUGUGGAAACUGACUCCGUGCAACUGAAGAUAGCGGUGAGCAAUGAAGACUACGACCUUUUUGCAUUAGGAGCUAUCUUCAAAGAUAUUAAGUUUCAACUGAGAGUGGGUUUCAGUGAUGUAACUGUUGUAUCUUGUCCUCGGACUUGUAAUUUAGUUGCACAUUGUUUAGCUGCGUAUGGUGCUAAAUUAGAAGUGGGCAAAUGCGAGAUUUGGCUCGGCCAGUAUCCAGACCUUGUAAAUGAUGCUGUUGCUGGCGACUUGUCGAGCCCUUGUACUUAA
Aegilops tauschii subsp. strangulata is the source of this 582-nucleotide messenger RNA. NCBI's taxonomy places the organism in Eukaryota, Viridiplantae, Streptophyta, Magnoliopsida, Poales, Poaceae. The record is from RefSeq and is a predicted model, not a curated record.